AUGGCUCAAUUCCGCCCGUACGAACCAGAGCUUGAAAAACUCUCUUCCCCUGGUUCCAAUAGCCCGUUGACUCCAGGUCCCCGUGGCGGAACCCCCCUCUCGUUCCAAACAAAUGUCAAUCGGGCAAAAACACGACGUUGGGUAGAAGCGAAAAAGGUUUCAUACGAUGGUGACGAUUGGGGAGACGAUGAAUAUGACGAAUACGACGUUAAGGAGCAGGAGCCUGCUCCUCCAUUGAUGCAUCUGAAUCCGAGAACAAACACCUCGCCUGCCAUGAUGGAUCGUUCACGAUCAAUGGAUAAUGUCGCUACGCUUGGACCUGACGGAUGGAAGGGAGCUCGCAGCAUAUCCGCGGAUGGCACAACAGCAGCAGAACUUCCCAUGGCGAAUAAGGGUCCCCAAGGACCCCCGGGCUCCAGUCGGGUUCCGAUUGUACGUCCAGCCAAUAUUUAUCAACGGAUGCGAGAUGAGAGAGCAGAACGACGACAUUCCCGAACUGAUACUUCUAUGCCUGGUCCUCCGAACGAGUAUUUCCCAAUUGUGGGUCGAUCCAGCACUGAUCCCGUCUCUCAGAACUUACCGGGAGAUGAAACUGCGGCUGCGGCUGGGAGCGAUCAUCAUGAACUCCACAUGUCCCGGGAACCUGUGGCGAAGGCAGAUAAUGAGGAGGAACCCCAGGACUCGACCACUUCUACAACUACGCAAAACACCCCGGUUAUCAAAUUGCCAGAAGUUGACCGAGUGUCUGGCUUUGGCACAGACUUCUUAGCGUCGAGCCCCGAUAAUCAGACUAGCCAGAGCCCCGAGUCCCAGAAACCUCAGUUGCAACAUAACCCUUCGCUCGGCUUUCGCUCAGCAGUCCAUCAGGCUUUCGAUGUUCCAGAGACUCCUAGCUCUGCCGUGGACAGUGUUGUGCGGUCGAAUAGUGACAGCACAUCUGGGGUCAGCCCAAUAAUAGCAAACCGCGGUUUUAACGAAGAGAAAACCCCCACGAUUACAGAAGAGCCUGAGGCCGCAACUCCCCCGACCUCAGAACGGAAUAGCAUCGUGUUCAAGCCUGGUCAUCGCCGAGACUUGAGCCUUCCCAGCCCAGGUAACAGCCCUUCGAGAAAACCUAUAGUCACCAGCGAGCAAACCCCUCCAUCCGCAUUGGCACAGGUGUCUUCGGUGGACCCGUCAGAUAUUCAUUCGUCCGAGCAAAUACCCCCAAAUAUGCCCACAAAAGACAUACCACCGCUCAGGGUCAGCAGCCCAGUGACGGGUGGGAAUGCAUCUAGCGAACUUCCAGUACUUAUCCCCUCGAUGAGCACCGACAACUCACCCCAGGACACCGAAAGUGACCGGUUGAGAAAGGAGAUCAUCCGAUCCUUGAGCCGCGAGAAUACCCCAUCCGAUGAACCAGAACCGGAUGGGUCACGACCACAGACUCGUCGAGAAGACAGUCUCAUUCCUAGUGAAUACGAACGCUACUGGAAUGAAGAGGCAAGCCUCAGCCCUAAUGACCAGCCGAGGCCCUCAAUCCCCGAAUACAAUCCUCAGCCACCUUCGCGGGGCUUAUAUUCUAGCGACUCGCAUGUUUCUUCUCCUCUAGCAACAGGGCAGGACUCGCGACCUAAAUUGAAGAAGCGGUUUUCAUGGGAGUCGUCGACUUCUUCAUCUGACGAACCUACGCCUACAGCGGGAUUGGACUUAUUACAAAGUACAACAUCGCUUGGGCCGAGUCCUCUUCCUGACAACAGUACAUCUCAGUUGGGUACAGAGACAGAGACCGGUGAUGUUCCAAAGGCACCUACAGGGGCGGAACAAGGGGAAGUAGAGAAGCCCGAAAAGCCUAAACUUACCAUCAUCCCCCCGUCUACCGGGGAUAACAACAGCAUCAUUUCAGGCCAACAUCUCCCUGAAGUCUACAAUGGCCAACCUGUGCGCGGUCCCGAAGGUGGCAACUCCCCGUCAAAUAUCCAGCACGCUCCAUCUCCUGUACGCGCGCUCCCAGGCCCUCCCGGGCAGACUCUGUUGGGCUUCCGCGACAUCCUCGGAAUUAAGUCCUCUGAUGAGCGAGUAAAGGCUUUCAAUCGAACCAGAGACCAAUUUGGAAAGAUUGAUACUGGUCUAAACAACUGGAUUCAAGUGACCGUUCAUGAUCACCCUGAGCAUAUGGAUCUUGUUGAGAAGAGCCAGAAAGGUGGAGCUGGUGGCCCCAGAUUGGCAGUAACCAAAAGCAAAUUCCCCAAGCUGCCAUCUCUUGGCAACUUUGGUACAUCGCAUCAAGAAGGCUCUCCCACUGGUCACGGCCAUGUCCGACGAUCUUCGGCUCCUCUUGGUGCUAUGAUGCACAAGCAACAAGUGGAACAGCGAGGUAAAGACCUUUUGCACACUGCAGGAGUCCUCGGCGGCAAGGCAGGCGAAGCAGCCAAGGGAUUCUUUGCUAGAGGCCGAAGUAAGCUCAAAGCUGGAGGGAACGACAAGGAUUCUGAAUCGACGCAUAGUCGCUACAAAAACUUGCCCUCUAUAUUUCCCAGCAGGGAGACUCGCGGUCGAUCCUCAGAGCGACCAUCUGGUUACUUUGGAAGUUUGCCCGUGAGGAUGAAAAACUCGCGGAAUGUCGACACGCCCACUCGAUUCAGUCUGGAUUCAAACCGAAAAAUGCCAGGUGCGCCUGAGCACCUUGCACCCGGGCAUCGAGGCUCCAUUCGCAACUCGAAAGCCACAAGUGCAGAUGAUGUUACACAGUGGCGGGCCAUUGACAGAAAAGGCAAGGCUGUGGACAAGAUGCAUCGACAGCCGUCCUUAUCUACGGACGCAAUCCCACACUUCAGCAGGAUGCCAGAAGGAAGUCAAGAGCAACAAGCACAUAUGGAUCGUGGCAGUUACGCGCUAGAUUUGGAGCGAGAGAUUGUCAAGGCCCUGCGCCUCGAUGAGGAAGACCCAAGUGAGCUGCGAAAGCCUGCAAGUCUCGCAUCUCUUCGUCCAACAUCUGCACUCCAGGGGCCUGGAAACCCGGCAAAUGCAUCGAGAUUGCCAAUUGAUAAUGCACGAAGUACUGUAUCCACUGCAGAUGCUUCUUCGCAUAAAUCUGACAGAUUCGUGGCGACACAAAACGAUGGAACGGCGCACGUUGAACACCAAAACUCGCGAUUGACCGAUUCGACUCUUCGAGCCCUAGAAUCAGGUACCAAUUCCAAAUCUGUUUCAGGAGGACAGCGUCAGAUUUUGGAGCAUCAGCAUUUGGAUUUUCCAGGACCUGCCGAUCAGGCUGAUUCAAGCAGCACAGCCUUAUGCGGCGCGACGGGGCUGAAAACCACGAAUCCCAUUCGCUUAACCCUCAACGACGGAGCACCGCUAAUGACCCCAGUCGAAGAAGCAAGUGAGCAGAGUCCAGGAUCAAUUCAUGGGGCCUGCAACCUCACGAACGCUUCUAAAUGCGGUGAUUGCAGAGCCGAGCAGGCACCGAGUAUCAGGUCGCACCGUUCGCCAGGAACCACCACCGAAGAACAAGUCCACGAUGCCCCAGUAGUCUCUAACAAGUCGAGUCAUUCAGCAAUGCGGCCAUUCAACGAAUCGACACAGUCAUCUGCCCGAGAUGCUAAUCUCCCCAAGGCCCGUGAUUUUCAAACGGACAACAUUGCCGGAUCACCGUACGCGCCCUUGGGAGAACAGAGCCACCAUCGACAGGGCUCUGGUGCCCCACUCCAACUACACCAGAUGCCAUCGGUCUCAUCAUUGGGGGCGCAAGAUGGUAGUAUAGGGCGGCAGUACUAUCAGAAUUUAAACCUUGCAUGGGGGCUUGGCGAACGAAACUAUUCGGCAGUAUCGCUGCCAUCAGACUAUAAUAGCGAAGGUCAUUAUCGUUCCCUCAGUGAUCCACCAAGGUCGAUGGAUGGUGCCCUUGCGCCUGGCCAUGGUGGAGCAUCAGUCAGUGAGCCCGGAUCAGUACAUGGCCGUCAAAGCCCAUUGCGAAACGAAGCCGGCAACUCAACCGGCACGAGAAGCAGUUUUCACGAUAUCCUGAGUCAACCCAACUCUGACAGCGUCGAUAGCACUAAGGUCAACCCAGCCACGUCAGGCCAUGAUUUGAGCGACGCGGCGGCGUGGGGGCCGUUCGAGCAGGGAUACUCGGCGCAUAAGAGGGCGUCAGCAAUGAGGAAGCUAAGGAUGGUCGGAAAACUGCCUCAGCUGUCGCGGGCUGUGCCUCACAGGCGGGCCUUUAGCCGGUUCAGCGGACUCUUUGGUCGUACAAAUAAUGCCCAGAUCCCAACCAACCCGCCCCAGCCCCGCGUCUUUGACCUCCAACACCAACACCAACAAUCCUCGGCGUCAGCCCUGACGCUGCAAACCGAUAGGCCCCGAUCGCGUGAGAAUCGUUCCUCCGAGCAUCUCCCUUCAUUCCGCGGAUUGCCUCCACCGCCGCAAGGCUACUACGCUCCUGAAUCCUACGACGCCUUUAUCGGCGGCCAUAAGUUGACGGGCCAGCGCCAAAAGAUCAUCACUGCCAGCAACAGCAGCAUCCCCGAAAACUCUCCAAAUACAAAUAUCAAUAACACUCAAAACGACACCAUGUCCUCCCGUCUCUACUCCUACCAACCAACCCCCUCCCAACCCAUCAUCCCCUAUCGAUAUUCCGCCUCCUCCCUCCCGCACACUCCACCCUCUCGUCGAGAAAGUGAAACCUCCCGCGGUCGCUCCAGCGGCCGGACCUACGCCCAGGAUCUCCACCUCCGCUCCCGAAGCCCAAAGAACUUUCCCCCUUCCCCAGAGGAAAAAACAAUGUCCAGCACCGACCUCUCAGACCCUGCAUACCAUCUCGGCAUCUUCCGCUCAAAUCCUCGCACAAGUCGUCUCGGCGAUCAGGAAUUACCCUGGAAGAUAACUAUCCCCGGCGAGGCGGAGGAGCGCGCGGCGGCCUCCUCGUCUCGUUACGGUGGUGUGGGUGGUGACUACCAGUAUGGUCUGGACAUGUCGCGACCGCACCGAGGAUCCGCGCCCGCGAUGCCCAUGCCUCUUGUCACUGAGGAUGUGGUGAGCAGUAGUAACCACCCUCAUCGGGGCCAGGGACGAGCGAUUAAUUCCGUCCGAUCGCCUGUUGAGUUACCGGCGGACGACUCGAGCGAAGAGAUUGUCAUGUCCAGCACUGCGUAUCCCGGUCAGGAAUGGAGGCCGCUGGGCUUGUCCGAAUGGCAAUAUUAG
This is a messenger RNA of Aspergillus wentii DTO 134E9, 5184 nucleotides long. RefSeq lists its product as uncharacterized. The transcript is spliced from 5 exons. Lineage: Eukaryota; Fungi; Ascomycota; Eurotiomycetes; Eurotiales; Aspergillaceae. The record is from RefSeq and is a predicted model, not a curated record. The coding region runs from base 1 to 5184 and encodes 1727 amino acids.